UCAUCUCUGUGAGCCACGAGUCAAGCUGAGUCAAAUUUUAUGCGUUGGUAAAGUUUCUUUUCUUUAUCUUGCCAUGGCUGAUGAUAUAUUACUUCGAGUUUUGACGUUAAACUGUUGGGGAAUUCCAUAUGUGUCGAAGAACUGGAUUGCUCGUUUGCAAGCUAUAAUAGAUAAGCUUACCACGGAUGAAUAUGACAUCGUGUGUCUUCAGGAAAUCUGGUCCUCUAAGGACUUUGAAAUUGUCCAGGCCAAAGUGAAGGAUCACCUUCCACAUGCACAUUACUUUUAUAGUGGGGUUUAUGGCUCAGGAAUGUGUAUUUUGUCACGGUAUCCUAUUCAGGAUGUUAUGUUCCAUAAAUGGGCACUAAAUGGAUAUGUCCAUAAAAUUCAUCACGGGGACUGGUUUGGAGGGAAAGGUGUGGGAUUGUGCAAGAUUAUGAUCAGGGACAUAGUGGCUAACGUUUAUACCGCACACUUGCACGCUGAAUAUGACAAGGAAAACGAUGAGUACACGGCGCACCGAGUUCUCCAAGCAUUUGACACGGCGCAGUUCAUUAGAAUGACCAAAGGAGGUGCUGACGUUAUAAUAUUGGGUGGUGACCUUAAUACAGAACCUCAGGAUUUGGCAUAUCGAAUAAUAUGUGGUACUGCCGGCAUGGUGGAUGCUUGCUCAAUUAGCUCUAAUAUUCAGGGGACCAACAUGUGUGCCAACAAUAGUUAUACGAACUCAAAGUGUGCUCGAAAGGAACCGCAAGGAAAGCGAAUUGACUACAUAUUGUACUUAGGUUCAACGCAUUACAACGUUGAAGUUACUGACUUUAAGCAUCCAUUUCCUGAGAGAAUUCCCUCCAAGCCAUUUAGUUACUCAGACCACGAAGCUGUGAUGGCCCACUUUAAAUUGACAAGAGGAGAGAGAGAAGUUGCCAUGUCAGAUGUCAAAGAUACCUUGAAAGAGGCUCUUGAUAUCUGUGAUUUGGCAUUACGAGAUGUAAAGCGCCAGCGCUGUUAUUAUUUACUAAUUGGUGGCUUGUUGGCGAUACCAGUGAUCUGGUCUAUGGGAAUAGAUUGUUUUACCCAGUCUAUUGGCCUGUCAAUUGGUGCGAAUAUACUUCGACUUCUUUUAACCGCCACGUUGUGCUACGUAUUGUUCAUGAGUUCAAUAUGGAACAGCGUUGAAAGAAACGCUCUCACUGCUGGCAGUUUGGCGAUGACGAUUCACCUUGAGCAGCUAAAGAAUAACUCAAGCAACAACAUUCCCGAACACCGUGCACUGUCUAAAAGUGAUGUCACUCUGCAUGGAAGGGAAACGCUUCAAAGAAGAGUAGCUCCUCGUAGCUGAGUCUUGUGGUUAAAUUCACAGUGGCAUACAAACGUGAAUAAAUUUGUUUUCUACAUCAUAUAAAGUACUAUCGGUGAAGACUCGUAGGACAAGAACCUUUACGCAGGCAGGUUUUAAAGUCAUGCGCAUUUAUUAUUUCAUUUACUAUAAUUGUAUAUGCUUCACGGCUUUGCUGGCAAUAUCGAAUGAAGGAUAACUAUUCGUAUAAUUAAAAUCUUUCCUCUCUUGAUGCAAUUCUUAGUGACGGGUUUCCGUUAACUGAAUGUCCAGUGAGAUCAAAAAAUGAGAAUUGUACCAUGGUAGCCAUUAAACAGAACUGAGAAUCCAGUUGAUUAUAACUCAAA
Orussus abietinus is the source of this 1683-nucleotide messenger RNA. RefSeq names its product putative neutral sphingomyelinase (gene nSMase). The transcript has 8 exons. NCBI's taxonomy places the organism in Eukaryota, Metazoa, Arthropoda, Insecta, Hymenoptera, Orussidae. Bases 74 to 1339 code for a protein of 421 amino acids. The record is from RefSeq and is a predicted model, not a curated record. Gene Ontology annotation, cellular component: cytoplasm. Gene Ontology annotation, molecular function: sphingomyelin phosphodiesterase activity.